UUUCAUCAUAUAUACCUCCGUGCUAUCUCUCUCUCUGUGUUUUUGUGUUUUGUGUCCUAAAAGCCAUAGCCAGUGUCUCCUGCAGAGAGCUUAUCACAAGCCAAAAGGCAAAAGGGAGGGGAGGAGCCGCAGGGCUUGGCAUCUGAGAAAGAUGGGGAGGGCUCCAUGCUGUGACAAAGCUAAUGUGAAGAAAGGGCCUUGGUCCCCAGAGGAAGACAGACAGCUCAAGGAGUACAUCGAGAAGUAUGGCACUGGUGGAAAUUGGAUUGCUCUUCCUCACAAAGCUGGCCUGAAGAGAUGUGGCAAGAGCUGCAGGUUGAGAUGGCUCAACUAUCUGAGACCAAAUAUUAAGCAUGGGGACUUCACUGAUAAUGAGGACAGGAUAAUCUGCAACCUUUAUGCUAGCAUGGGAAGCAGGUGGUCCAUCAUAGCUUCCCACUUGCCAGGAAGGACUGACAAUGAUAUAAAGAACUAUUGGAACACCAAACUGAAGAAGAAGCUCUUUGGGUUCCCAUCAUCCCAAAGGAAGCCCCAUCAACAGCAGCAGCAGCAGUAUCAGCAGCAGCAUCUCUUCUCAUUUAAUCUUGAAACCAGGAGUGUCUCAUUCUCAUCACCACCAAGCCUUGAAAGCAUGCAGGUCUCCCAGAAUCUCCUGAACCCUAUAGCCACACCCACUUUCUCCUCCCCUCUACCACAAGGCUCGAUGCAUCGAUAUCGUGUCAAGGACAAUAGCAGCCUCCUCAUGUUUGGUAGCGAGCAGAGCUGCAGCUCCUCCGAUGGGAGUUGCAAUCAGAUCAGCUACGGGAGUAGUGUAGAUUAUGAGCUUUGUAACGUUGGGCAACAAAUGGGCUCUCUUGAAAGCUUUCUCCAUUGCGGGUCAGAAGAAACCGAGAAGCUAUUACUUGGUGGUGGUGAGGCCUCAUUGGAGUACAAUAUCGACGAGAUUAAGCCUUUGGUUAGUCCAAUCAACUGGUACAACAGCCCCUUUGGGGAUGAUUUAAGCAGUCCAACAGCUAAGGACAGCAGCUUCAAGACCCAGGGGAGGGUCAUGUACUACUACUGACUGCUGUAAUAGUUAUAAGAAUUUUUUUUCUUUGAGGGUAAGGCUGUGUGAUCUGAUGGAAGACUUUGACAGUACAUAGGUUAAAAAGUGAGUGUUGGCUUUUCCUGUAUUCACUUCCCGCUUGCGAAAUGAUGUUUGUGUGUGUGUGGUGUGGGUGUGGUGAAGUCCUCUUAAGCACAGGAUUCAAGAAUAUCAUAUGCCUUUCAGUGU
Elaeis guineensis (African oil palm) is the source of this 1273-nucleotide messenger RNA. Its product is annotated as transcription factor MYB36. The record is from RefSeq and is a predicted model, not a curated record. Lineage: Eukaryota; Viridiplantae; Streptophyta; Magnoliopsida; Arecales; Arecaceae.